Messenger RNA from Cotesia glomerata, 585 nucleotides. RefSeq names its product RNA-binding motif protein, X-linked 2-like. The record is from RefSeq and is a predicted model, not a curated record. The transcript has 2 exons. The coding region runs from base 166 to 585 and encodes 139 amino acids. Gene Ontology annotation, cellular component: precatalytic spliceosome; catalytic step 2 spliceosome; U2 snRNP. Gene Ontology annotation, molecular function: RNA binding. Lineage: Eukaryota; Metazoa; Arthropoda; Insecta; Hymenoptera; Braconidae. Gene Ontology annotation, biological process: mRNA splicing, via spliceosome.
UUUAAAAACGUUCUCGAUUAUCAUAACACCUCAAGGUUAGGUUUAGUUAACCGAUUAUUAUCAAGCAAAACGUAAAGAAAUAUUUAUUGUUGCCUAUGUCAAUUUGCCACGUGUUCUCAGAUAAAACCACGCUGAAGUUGACAAUUAAAUUGGAGAUUAAAUGCCAUGAAUCCUUUGACAAAUGUUAAAAACAUAAAAAAACUUGGUGAGCAGGAGUUGCUAAGAGAGUCUACCAGUUCAUGGCACGACCAGUACAAAGACAGUGCCUGGAUAUUUUUCGGCGGUCUCUCCUACGAUUUAACAGAAGGUGAUGUAAUUACUAUUUUCUCUCAAUACGGUGAGCCUGUUAAUAUCAAUCUAGUGAGAGACAAAGACACUGGAAAACAGAAAGGUUACGGGUUCUUGUGCUACGAGGACCAGCGAAGCACUACUUUAGCAGUGGACAAUUUAAAUGGUGUGAAGAUUCUUGGCCGGACGAUAAGAGUGGAUCACGUCUCCAAUUACAAAGCACCGAAAGACUCCAAGAGGAUUGACGAUGUCACGAAAAAAUUGAGGAUAGAAGGAUGUGGUCCUAAAAAAAAUUAA